AAAUUUCUCUAACCCUUACAAAUUCACAACUCUCUCCAUUAAUUCAUCUAUUACAACUUUCCAUGUUAAAAAUUCAAUUAUAACGUACAAAUUGAGAUUUCCAGAAAGGCAGAAACCCUUCGACGAGCUCGGAAACUCGAAUGUUCCAAAAAUUAAAGGAUUGGAGAUUCCGAAAAAGAGCCGCGAUUAAUUGGAUGUGUUACUGCUUGUUUGCAACUGGAAUUUUGGAGCGUUACAUUUAAUUCAAGUAUUAAUUUAAGCAAUGUUUGAGGGACUGGUUCGACAGCUCCUUCUUGGUUAUCUUGGUCGAUACAUUAAAGAUUUCCAGAAAGAGCAGCUAAAAAUCACAUUAUGGAAUGAGGAAGUUUUGUUUGAGAAUGUGGAACUUAUUCUUGAGGCAUUUGACUACCUUCAGUUGCCGGUUGCUCUCAAGCGAGGUCAUGUUGGUAGGUUAAGUAUAAAAAUCCCUUGGAAGAAGCUGGGUUGGGACCCUAUAAUAAUACUUUUGGAAGAUGUUUUCUUUUGUGCUGGUCCGCGCGAUGAUCAUGAGUGGAGCGCAGAUGCUGUUGAAGGAAGGGGACUAGCUGCUAAGAAAGCAAAGCUUGCCACUGCAGAGUUGGCGAAACUGUCAAGGCGUGUCUGUGAUAAUCAAGCAGGCCAAUCAUUGAUUUCACACGUUACUGGAAGGAUUCUUGAUAGCAUUCAAGUCUCCAUGAAGAAUGUCCAUAUAUUAUAUUGUGAAAUGCAUCCUCAGUCGAUGCAAUUUGGUACAAGAUUCUCGAGCUUGGUGAUUGCAAAGCAAACUUCUGUUGGGCCCUUGACUUCGAAGGCAAGAGGUGGCCAGGUCAACAAAUUUGUGGAGAUUCAUGGUCUGGGAAUUCACUGUGGCACCCUUGAACGAUUUCUGGGUUCCAUGGGAACUAAUGGUGCUGAAGAAAAUGAAUUGUGGCAAGGUGCAGUAACUGAUGUGGAUUUAAAUGACUAUAUAAUGAUGCCCUUUGAUCUCUCUCUUCAGGUGUCAAAGUCUGGAAAGCUUGAGCGUGAUGCUCCACAAUAUUCUGUUACUGCUGAGUUGACAAAACUGGUCAUGACCAUAAAUCCUGCUCAGCUACGGGACAUCUUGAAGUUCUCAGACUAUAUCUGCACAUGCCAGUUGAGGGAAAAGUACGGACGCUACCGUCCCUGGGAUUAUCCAUUAUCAAAGAAAUUGAAGGGAUGGCAGAAGAUUUGGUGGCACUAUGCUCAAGAAUCAGUACUUUCUGAUGUUCGUAAGAAACUGAAAAAAACAUCAUGGAGAUAUCUUGGGCAAAGAUUAUAUCAUCUUCGGAAAUAUGUGAACUUGUAUAAGAUCAAAUUGAAUUUCCUUCAGAGGGAUCAGCCAGUUGAUCAAGAUUUACUAUUUGAGCUGGAACAAAUUGAAAAGAAUUCUGAUAUAGAGGAUAUCUUACGGUUUCGAUCUGUGGCUGAAAAAGAGUUGGAGGAUUCUCUACACUCGGUAUCAUCCCAGGCUAUAGAAGGCAGUGCUCCUGCAGAAAAGAUACCAAAUGAUGAUGCUUCAACUGGUAGAGCUCGUGGAUGGCUGAACUGGUUAUCGCGUGGUGUGCUUGGUGCUGGAGGAACAGAUGAUUCUAGUCAGUUUUCUGGAGUAGUCUCAGAUGAGGUCUUAAAGGACAUUUGUGAAGCUACAAAGUUCCAGCCAAUGCCUUCUGUGAACUUUGCUUCCAAUGACGUAACAUUCCUAUUUGCAGUCAACUUCCACAUUACUGAGCUGUCAUUAUUGAUGAAGACCACAAAUUUGGCCCAAGAGAUAGCUGAGUUGAACUGCUGGUCCAUUCAUAUAGAGUUCAAUGGGUGGGAGGAUUCCACCAAUGUAAUAGCGAAGAUUGGGUCUGCAGAAGUCACAAAUCCUUCUAAGCAGAUGGCAAUAUUGCAAAUGAAAAAGCAACAGGUUAUCCCUGAAGAGAAUGUUUUGAUUAGUGAAGAAGGUUCUGCAAGCAUCCAAGUUGAUAUUUCAAUGAAGAACCAGAUGGAAGAAUUGAAGCUCACGGUAACGAUUCAGCCGGUUGAACUUUAUUUCGAUCUGACGUUUCUUCUUCAUUUCUUGGAGUUCUACAGUAUUUUGGAUCAUCAUAAAUCCUUGCAGCAAAGAGUCCUUUUGUCGCUUAAUGGGAUUAAAGAUGUCAAAAGUCGACUUCAAUCUAAAACAGAAUAUAUUUUGUCUUGUCGGCAGAGAGUCAUUUGGGAUCUUAAUUUUGUUAACAUCUCCAUCUGUCUUCCUUGGGAAAAUGUGAAGAAGGCAGAAACAUGCAGCAUGAUAAUACAGACUAAUGGUCUACGGGUGUCUUCCAACGUUGAUAUUCCUCCUGUUGCCAAAAGAAAAGAUCAAUUUCAGAUCAUGAGGAAGUGGCUUACUUUUGAAGAUGAUAAUGAUAUUCUAAAUGCAAUGCAGCUCAAUGACAUAUAUGACUCGUUUGAAGUGAGCAUGGAUGAUUUUCAGGUGUCCUUAAUCAUGCCCUGUUUACCUCAGGGAGUGCCAGUAGUUGAGAAAUUUUCUGCUUCUAUCUCGCUUGCUCAUUGCAUCAUCCCAGAUGAAAUGAUACUGAAGCAAUUGGAGGCUCAUCUUAUUGUAUCAUCACUCCAUGUACAUUUUUCUGCAGUCAUUCACGGUGCUUUCUUAAGCCUAGUGGAACAUCUUCACCUUUUAUCUUCUAACUCUAAGCAAGUCUGGAUGUCAAACUCUCUCUCACCAAGUAUGACAUCAAGUUAUCCAGCAAUGCCAUUUUGUUUCUCCAUAGCUGCAAUCUUUGAGCUGUUCAAAAUGGAAGUUGAUCUUGAUGAUGAUAGAGAUAAUUGCUCUAUUUUGCUGAUUGGUUUACAACAACUGAAUCUGAAGUUUGCUCAUAGUCAAGUUGAAAAUUGCUGGGUUUCUAUGAGAACAGUAGAGAUCACCAGCUACAGGCAGAUGGAUGAGAGUAGCAGCAACACUAUUUGCUCAUCCAGCAUGCCUAGUGGUGAAGCAGUAAGAAGUGAGGAUGCUGGUCAUGAUGAGUGUAAAAAAUCAUCGGAUGAGUCCCUUUUUUUACAUUAUAUACUUCACAGAAGGGGGCAGAUAAAUCAUCAUAAUUGCACUCUAUACUUGAGUGAGAUUGAAUUUCAUUGCUAUCCCUACAUGGUGCAAUUGCUAGUUCGUUUUUGUGACAAAUUAAUGUACGGUAGUUCUGGUGUUGAUAAAAGUUCUUUUCACCAUGAGUUGAAACCAACGGAUGUUCCUACUUUUGAAUUCCAGAGGUUUGGUAUGUCAAAUUUUUGUGAGAAUGGAUUUGCUGACUUGGCAAGCAUCCCCCUAGAUCAAUUCCCUUUUGUUGCAAUACGUAAUUCUGGUUGUCUCCGGAGUCUUAAUAGUGCCGUCAUCAUUCCCGAAUGGAGAAAAUUUAGAGCAAGAGACAAGAAUAUUAAGAAUCCAGACACUAAGAAGAAUCUAUAUUCACAAUCAGUGAAGGUCCCAGAGGUAGCUGACAACUGUGUCGAUUCGAGUUUUUUGUAUAUGCAGUUAGAUCUUGCCAAUGUCCGCAUACAUUUUCAUGAUUCGUCAUGUGUUUUGGGCCACAUUACUCUUCCUGUUGGUAAUGUCUCAGUUAUUAGUCAGUCAGACCAGUUUGAUGUACUUUCUUCGGUGGAAGGGCUGACUCUCUUUUCCGAGUGGUGGACAUGUAAAUUUCAGGAGUUUCUAUGGGGGCCUUCACCUCCUUAUCGUUCUCCUGUGCUGAAUGUACGAGUAAGAAAAGGAAUUGCUUACCAUAUGAAUUCUAAUUUGGAGAUAAGCUUUGGCAUUCAACAUGUUUGCUGUGUCAUACCUCCGGAAUAUUUAGCAAUAUUGAUAGGGUACUUCUCUUUACCUGAUUGGACAUCAGAUGAUAGUAAGAAUAAUUCUACAGACAAAACAGAGAAUAUUGAUUCAGAAAAUCAUGGAGCGAUUGUCUAUAAGUUUGAGAUAUUAGAAUCUAUCAUAAUAUCACCUGUUGAAAGCAAUAAUAAGCAAUUUCUGAAGCUUGAUCUACAACAGCUUUACUGCAGUUUUAUUGACAACGAUGUCUUGGAUGAAGCAUUGACUGUUACUUUGUCGGAGUUCUCAAUUCCAGUGGAUAAAGUGGCUGAUAGAGCUCACUCUUUGAACAUAUUUGGAUGGGAUUUGCAUCUUUCUUUUUUAACUCUCAAUGAUAUUGGCUGUGAUACUUCUAUAUCUGAUAAAAAACCUGAAUAUGAAAGCUGUACUUUAAUUCAGUCACUUGGUGUUGAUAUUUGGCUUAGGCUUUCAGGUGAAAUUCAAUCAUCUGCAACAGGCUCUCCAAUAUGUAUCAUGACAAAAAUUUCACAUUGUGAAUUUGUUGCUGAAGAUAAAAAUUUUCUGUGUGGGUUUGAAGCACUAGCAGAGGUAAUUGAUAUGUAUGCAUUGGUUGACAAGAAAUCCAUGUGUUUCACUAGCGACGUUCCUGGUUUUCUUUUGUUAACGAAGUCUCUCAAGGAUAGCAGUAAAGCAACUGCAGAAGAUUCAAGCAUGGUUGUGAUUGACAUUAGGUGCUGCGUCAAUUCAAUGUCUAUAAAUCUAAUCAGCUUGAAAAGAGACUCAAAUUCUCGAGAUGUGGUUGGGAGAAUGGAGAUGGGUUUUAUAUUAUCAGCAACUUUGAAAAAUGACAUGAUUUCAUGUUCGGAUAUCCAAUUCACUACGUUAAUGUUGUCUGCAUCACCUGAUCCGAUUUAUCUAGCGAAAUUUUUAUCAGAUGGCAGUUCUGCAUCAGUCUUUGAUAUUUGUCUUUCCAUUCAGCAAAACGAAACUGAGCUUUUGAUUGCAAUCCCUUCCUUAGAGAUAUGGUUUCAUCUAUCUGAUUGGCUUAUGUUGAUUGAUCAUGUGCGUUAUUGCAUUCUAAAACUCCCACUAGGUUCAGUUGUGGACACAUCUGAUUCAACUUCUGGGCUGGUGGAUCUUUCGGUUCCAACGUCCCUGCAAUCUCUGACUAUAUCAACUUCACAGUCAGAUAUAUUGGCACACAGUGCUGUUGCCAUAGUUGUGAAGUCUAAAAAAAUUGGCUUGUCAUGCCACAUACCUGUGUGGGUUAAUGAAGAGGCAUUUGCUCAAUCAGAGGACUUUGAUUCUAAUAGAGAAACUCUUAACGCAAUGAUUGGAGGGAAGGACAGCAAAUUCUUAACAGUUACCUUGCAGAGCCAAAGCAGUGAACUACAUGUUCAUGACCGUAAUGUGAAAUUUAAAACCAACUUUCACAAAGUAACUGGAUCGGUAGGGAUAUGUGAGAGUGGUUCUGUACAGUCGUGGCCUUUCUUCCAGCUGUCUCAGCUCGGGACGGAGAUCCAGAUUAUUGAAUGCGAGAAGGUCCCACUGACUGUCAAUGUGGAGGUCCAUUGUGAAUCUUUUGAUGUUUGGUUGUCACAACAAGUAUUCUACUUUUGGCAUGGUAUUGAGUUUGGAACAGCAGAAGCUGAUUAUUCGGAGAUCAGCUUUCGGAGUUUGGAUUUGAAAUUGCAACUAAAGAAGGUUUCUCUUUUGCUGACCGAUGGAAGGUGGAGCUGCAACGGGCCUUUGAUAGAGCUACUCAUGAGCAAUGUGCUCAUAACAAGUGUCCUCGUAGAAAAUACUGCAAAAAUCAUUGCUGAGGGAGACAUGCUUGUCAACUACAAUAACAUCCAUAAGGUGUUGUGGGAACCCUUUCUAGAGCCUUGGAGCUUUCAGAUUAAUAUGAUCAGAGAUCAUGACAAGAAUGCUCUUCUUCACAAUGGCAUUAUCACAGAUAUAGAACUUGUGUCAACCACUCAACUGAAUAUAAAUAUCACAAAAUCACUCUGUGAGGUUAUAUUAAGGGCUAUUGAGAUGAUUAAGGAAGCUAGGAGCCUGGUGCAGAUAUAUGAGGUUCCUAAGAGCCAAAGACUUCAGAAUCUUCAAUGUUUUGAAAAUUUGGGCGUAAGAAGAUAUGCUUCUUAUACUAUUCAUAAUAUGACCUCGUUGCCCUUAGUCUUCCAUGUCUAUCAAGGGCUUGGCAGCGCUGAGAAUGUUGAUGUUUCAAUAUCAGCAUACAACAACACUGUUCCACCAGGUGCUUCUAUUCCUAUUUACAUUGAUGGGACACUAGAGGAACAAGCAUUUAGUUAUAGACUGGCUUCUUCCUCCGAAGGAUUUAGCAGGAAAUUAUCAAACAGGGCCGAGCAUUAUUUCAUGACUAUCCAAUUUGAGGGUACUUCUGACAGAUCAGAACCAAUCUCCAUGGAUCUUGUUGGUCUCACAUACUUUGAGGUAAACUUUUCAAACGACAACAAGAGGGAAGAUGCAAAUGUUGGGCUUCUUGUACCUGUAGUGUUUGAUGUCUCUUUGCAGCGGUAUAGCAAGCUUAUCCAACUGUAUUCCACUGUCAUAUUCAAAAAUUCAACAUCAAUGCCAUUGGAGCUACGAUUUGACAUUCCGUUUGGCAUGUCCUCAAAGAUUGUAGAUCCAAUAUAUCCUGGCGAGGAAUUUCCUCUUCCUUUACAUCUGGCAGAAGCAGGUCACAUGAGGUGGCGUCCUCGUGGUAACAGCUAUUUGUGGAGUGAAGUGCAUAAUCUUUCGAUGAUUCUCUCAACUGCAAACAGGAGUGGGUUUUUGAGAUCUCUUGCUUGCAAUCCAUCUCAUCCAAGCAGUUAUUUGUUUCGUUGUUGCCUAUCAGUUCAAGACACAAGCUUAUCUUUAUCUGGGAGACUGGCAAGGGGAUCACCCUAUCUCAAUAACUCUGUGAAGCAGUCAGCCACAGCUUGUGAUCAGCUACACAAUUCUAAAAGGUCAAAGACCAGGUUCAUUCAUCGUGUGACGCUGACUACACCAUUAACUGUUAAAAAUUAUCUUCCCCAUGCAAUCUCUAUUACUAUAGAAGGUGGUGGAGCCACUCACACAGCCGUAGUAAGGGAGGAAGAAGCCUCAUUUUUCCAUGUUGAUUCUUCACAUGAUCUGGAUAUGACGUUCAAUAUUGAUGGAUUUAAACCAGCAGCAGUUAAAUUCCCGCGGGCAGAAACAUUCUGCUCAACAGCUAAGCCCAGUGGAAUUGUAUUAUCAAUGACAGAGACUAUUACGUUUAGUGCUGACUUGUCUGAUGGCUCUACAUAUGUUACAACUGAGAAGAGGAUGGAUUCAUUGUCUGGUGCUCGGGAACUUUGCAUUUCUGUUCCAUUUUUGUUGUACAAUUGCACAGGAUUCGCACUGACAGUUUCAAGAUCUGACCGUGAACUAAAAGGAAACUAUCGUGUUGUUUCGAGUUGCUAUGACUCGACUGAGGAAGGAUUCUUUAUUGAUCAAAAAAAUGGGCUUCAUCUCUUACCAUCUGAGGAUAGGCCAGAACCUAGAACCUUAAACUUGGUCAAUGAAAGUUAUCUGUCAAAGAAUCAUAUUAUCUGUUCCAAAGAAAUUGUCAGUCCACAUUCAGGAAUCUUCCUAACGCAGUCAUCAAUUUCACAUGGCUCUAUAUACCGUCAUCAAUCUGUGAACCAGUUGGAUUUGACCAUACAAGAGGAUUCAAUAAAAAACUUGAAUAAAGUCUCCAAUGUUCCAAGUAAUGAGUGUCUAAAAGCUAAGCCGGUUAUGUACUCCCCCGAUCCAAGUGCAGUUCCUAGUGAAAUAAUGGUCAGAAUAAGCAGAUACCAUGCCGAAUGCCCCAUAGAACACAUACCAAGCUCAUCAUGGUCAAGCCCCUUUUUCCUUGUUGCUCCUAGUGGGUCAACUGCUGUUUUGGUUCCACAACCAUCUACAAGUUCUGCAGCUGUUAUAUCUGUGACCUCACAUCUACUUGAUACACCACUUAUGGGGCGGACUAGAGCCAUCACGUUCCAGCCAAGAUAUGUGAUAAGUAAUGCAUGCAGCAAGCCUUUAUGCUAUAAACAGAAGGGCACCGAUUUUGUGUUCCAUUUAGGCGUUGGUCAACACUCUCAUCUUCAUUGGAUAGACACAACAAGGGAGUUACUUCUUGCAGUCCGUUUUGAUGAACCUGGAUGGCAGUGGUCAGGUAACUUUCUUCCAGAUCAUCUUGGCGAUACACAAGUGAAAAUGCGGAAUUAUGUGUCUGGUGCAUCGAAUAUUAUACGGAUUGAAGUGCAGAAUGCUGAUAUCAUUCAAGAUGAGAAGAUAAUUGACAACGGCAUUGGCAAGUCAGGAACAAAUUUCAUUCUUCUUUCUGAUGACGACACAGGCUUCGUGCCGUACAGAAUUGAUAAUUUCUCAAAAGAGACACUGCGAAUUUAUCAACAGAAGUGUGAAACUCUGGAAACUAUAGUCCAUCCAUACACUUCAUGCCCUUAUGCUUGGGAUGAGCCUUUUUACCCCCAUCGACUAAUUGUUGAGAUUCCUGGAAAGCGCACAUUGGGAUCAUAUACACUUGAUGAUGUUAAGGAAUAUCCACUUAUACAUUUGGCAUCAUCGUCAAUGUCGUCGAAGAAGCAUGAGAGGACAUUGCUUUCAUCAGUCUAUGCAGAGGGUGCAAUGAAGGUUCUCAUUAUCGUUGAUUCAAGCUGUCACGUUUUGGAUGAGGUGAAAAGACCAAGUUCCAUUUUAUCAGGGGGGAAAAAAGAAAGUAAAGAACGGGCGGACCUGUCUCUUGAUUAUAAGGAGAAGGUAUCUGUUCAGUUCUCUUUUAUUGGGAUCUCCUUGAUAGAUUCAUAUCCUCAGGAGUUGCUCUAUGCAUCUGCAAAGGACAUAAGAGUUGAUCUUCUCCAGAAUAUGGAGCGACAGAGUUUUUCUUUUCAAAUCUCAUCCUUACAGAUUGAUAAUCAAUUGCGUGGUACGCCAUAUCCAGUUGUUUUGUCUUUCGAUGAAGAUUUCAAAGGUGGCCUUGUCAGCCACAUGAGAAAUAAGGAUGGAGGAACAAAGACAAAAAUGGAAAGCAUGAUGAAUUACGCUAUUGGGAUUUCUUCUGAACCAAAGAUUUAUCUGGUGGCUUCAAAAUGGAGGAACAAAGAGAUGAUGUUGGUUUCAUUUGAAUAUAUAAACUUAAGGAUUGGAGAUCUAUGUCUUGAGCUUGAUCUGGAGCUGCUUUUAAAACUGCUUGAGUUUAUUAAGGCAAACCCUUUCUUAAACUCUGAUACUCCAACUUCAGUAUCGGUGCCUAAUGAUUUGUGCAAGCUGGGUGUAGUGGACAAGUCCUUUUCUUUUACUCCACAGAGUUCUGAAUAUCUGCGAGCAAUUGAAGAUCAGCAGCUCCCAAAGACUUGUAACACUUAUACCCUAUCAUUGCCAGAAGUAGUUCCAAUUGGAGCUCCAUGGCAAAAAAUAUACCUUUUGGCCAGAAGACAAGAUAAAAUUUAUGUAGAAGCUUUUUCUUUAGCCCCUGUUAAAAUGACGUUGAGCUUUUCAAGCAAUCCAUGGAUGCUCAAAAUGGCAGGUUUGUCAUCUGGCGAAUCUAUCUUCCAUAGAGGUAUCAUGGCUCUUGCUGAUGUUGAAGGAGCACAAAUCUGCCUUCGGGAAUUAACCAUCACACAUCAUAUGGCAAGCUGGGCAUCCAUUCAAGAAAUUCUUCUCAAGCAUUACAGCAAGCAAUUUCUUCAUGAGAUGUACAAGGUGUUUGGUUCUGCUGGUGUAAUUGGAAAUCCGAUGGGAUUUGCUAGAAGAGUGGGGCUUGGAGUUAAGGACUUUUUAUCUGUUCCAGCAAAAGGAGUUCUGCAGAAGAGUCCUUCUGGGUUAAUCUCAGGAAUGGCCCAAGGCACUGGUAGCCUGCUUAGCAACACAUUGUAUGCUAUAAGUGAUACUGCAACGCAGUUCAGUAAAGCUGCUCACAAGGGAAUUCUUGCUUUUACAAUUGAUGACCAUGAUGCGUCAACAAUGGAACAACAAAGAGUGGUUGCACCUUCUCAGAGCAAAGGCGUAAUAAAUGAACUGUUAGAGGGACUAACUGGUCUUCUCCAAUCACCUAUUAAAGGAGCUGAGAAGCAUGGACUUCCUGGUGUUCUGUCAGGAUUUGCCUUGGGAGUUACUGGACUUGUUGCAAAACCUGCUGCCAGUGUUCUUCAAGCCACAGGAAGGACUGCACAGAGUAUAAGGAACCGGAGUAGGCUUCACCGAACAGGAUUGCGUCACUUACGUGUUCGUCUUCCUAGGUCAUUGAGUGCAGAACUCCCCCUCAGACCCUAUUCUUGGGAGGAAGCGAUUGGUACAGCUGUGCUCUUGGAGAUUGAUGAUUCAAAAUACAGGGAUGAAGUCCUAGUAAUGUGCAAAUCACUGAAAAUUCCUGGGAGAUUUUUAGUUCUUACAGAAAAACUCAUAUUCAUAAUUGAAUGUUCUAGUCUAGUAGAUCUAGGCAAGUCAGAAUUUCAAGGCAUUGUUGCAGAACCGGAGUGGAAACUGGUAAUUGACAUUGCUUUGGAAAGUGUGAUACUUUUUGGUGUUGAUGAAGGAGUUGUGUACAUUGUUGUUGGAAGCAGUUCAGAAACCCUAAUUGGGCAAAAUCAACAUCAUCAUACGACUGGAGGUAGGACAAAGCUAUUGAGUAAACCUAUAACUCCACUUCCACUCUUUCAGACAGAAUUGGAAUUAGCUUCCAAGGAAGAGGCGGAGUACUUGCACAGAGUCCUUUCGUCUACAAUUGAGCAGGGAAGAGAUCAAGGAUGGAAGAAUGUACACCUUCUUCACCAAAUUAAUCUAAGACAUUGAAUGGUUCAUUGCUUGCUCUGUAAAUUUUUACUUGUGCUUUUCUUGUAAAUUUACACAAUUUUGUUUUUCGUUCUUUGGCGCCCUACCGAUAACAGAGCAAAAGUUUCUCUAGAGUGCACUCAGAUCGUAAAUAUACGGGAAUAUGUAAAUAUGUUUGCUCAUUUUAUAUUUUUAUCCGAAUUUUGUUUCCAAAUUUAACUUAGACAAAUAUAUAUUUAUCCUUGUCAUUCUAUCGUA
Molecule: messenger RNA, 10906 nt
Organism: Beta vulgaris subsp. vulgaris (sugar beet)
Lineage: Eukaryota; Viridiplantae; Streptophyta; Magnoliopsida; Caryophyllales; Amaranthaceae
Exons: 48
Coding region: 263-10669 (3468 amino acids)
Biological process (GO): protein targeting to vacuole; protein retention in Golgi apparatus
Cellular component (GO): extrinsic component of membrane
Source: RefSeq, a predicted model, not a curated record